ACACAUCAAUACAUCCACCUCCAUCAACUAAAUCAGUCUGGUGACCACAGGACGAUAGCAUGAACGUUUCUUUAUUCUCACGGCAAACCGUAAUUGGAUCAAAGUUGGCCCACAUACCUAAUAUUCAGGCUCGAGAGAUCUGCCCAGAUCACAGGCUGAUAACCUACGAUCAUCCGGAUUCCGAUCUUCCUGUACUAUGGGCGAACAGAAGGCUGGAUCCGCCUUGUUACCUGGUUUGGACCAACCUGGGAAACGAUGGCAUCCGGAUUUUUCUAUGAACCGCCGUAGAGACCGGCAAGUUGGCGAUCGACUCUUCAAGGAAGCAUUAGAGAAGAUUGAAAUGGAACGUGGUCUUUUGGAAGCUUUCCUUAGGGAUGUAGAGACUUCUGGGCCCGCGUUCAAGGCAAUUCAAGUUCGGAAAUUCUUCCGUAAUUCAGACCGGGGCCUUGAUGCCAAGAUUUGGAUGGACUUUCGUGUUGAAAGCAAUCAGGAUCAAUAUACGCAUCCAAACUGGCUCACCUCAAAUGAUAUGGCAAGAAUACUCGAAAAGCUGCGCUCCCAUUCCGCAUCCUCCUUGAAUACCAUUCGGCAAUUGACAUUUGUUCCUAUCCUUACUCCGAAGGCGAUUGAGGACCUCGUUAUCACUGCGACAAGGAACGAGAUCGACGCAUUGAGACCAGCGGUAUGUCAACACAUUGCUGGCGAAACUCUCAUUCGUGUUGAAAUACCUGCUGAAGGCUUUUCGACCUUCAAACUGAUACUGAAUCUGCCUUAUCUGGUACUGGAGGAGACCGAACAAGAUCCUGCUGACCCUAAGCUGCUACCCAACGGCCAGAUUCGAAAGCAGUGGGCGGAUCUGUCGGAUCUACCUCUUGAGUCCGAUAACGGUGAGAUAUCGAACCGGUUUGCUAUAUACAAGUCCCAGAUCACUGUCGUUAUAUCAGGGUACGAUGAUUCAAAGUGGUUCGGAUACGCAUUUGGCAGCGUUGGACCAGAUGAUCCUACUCCAGACAAAGACGACGGUACCUGCGCUGACCAGGAAGAAGAAGACUUUGUCCCGGAGCCAGUGGAGGACCUCUUUGCUACUGGUGGUUCAGAUACCUUCUUCGGCCUAGAGAAUCCGAUUUGGGACCCUAGGGUUUACUUUCUCAAGGUAGUCCGUAUCAGGUUGGAUAUCGCCGUACAGGCGUAUGAGUAUCUCGUACGUACAAUAGAGGCUGGGGUCAAAGACUGGACCCGAGGGGUGAAUAACCACGAUUCUAACAAGAAAGCUCUGGAAAAGAUCAUAUACCUGACCCUUCUCUUACAGGAUUUAAAAGGGCACUUCUCACAGGCCAUCUCAGCCUGGGAGAAUUUUGAUGGUACCGGAGAUGCUUUGUACUUUGCAGAUCUACGGAGCCAUCAAGUCGCAUACCAGGCGUUGAGCGGUAUUGAGAAAGCGUUCGAGACCAUCGUCGACCUCCAACGAACAUUGACACAAAUGGAAAACAGGUGUCGAGCUUCGACCACUAUUCUCCAACUCCGCAUGACUGAUGAGAACAAUCGAAUGACCCAAGAGAACAAUCGCUUGACCUCCGAGAGCAUCGUGCUGAUCAGACGAACGACAGGUAUUAACCUGAUAACAAGCCGUCACAGCGAAGAGGCUGCAGCAAGCGCGGCCGAAAGUUCAAGAUCUGCCGAAGAAACAAGUCGUUCGACGCGCAUCAAUGUUCAGCUCUUCUUGUUUGGAACAGUUUUGAUGAUUGUUCUCCAGUACUUUUGCUCAGAGCGAGCACUCUUUCCUUUUGAACGAACACAGCGAGCUUUCUGGAUCAGUAUCGCUGUUCUCAUGCCUUCUUUUACGCUCCUCUCCACUAUUCUGUACCGCUUCGACCGUCUUAGGGAAUCUAUCCUCAGUCAACUGAUUGGAACAAGGAGGAAAGACGCAACUCUAAAGGUCCCAUGAGUACGGUCGACACAGUGUUGUCAAUAUAUUCGGGGUUGGUCAUCAAGCUUCUCAAUAUACUUAGUUACGUAGCUUAAAUGCCAGAAUUGCAUGCUUUUG
Boeremia exigua is the source of this 2044-nucleotide messenger RNA. RefSeq lists its product as uncharacterized. Lineage: Eukaryota; Fungi; Ascomycota; Dothideomycetes; Pleosporales; Didymellaceae. The coding region runs from base 197 to 1945 and encodes 582 amino acids. The record is from RefSeq and is a predicted model, not a curated record. The transcript has 8 exons.